Molecule: messenger RNA, 5886 nt
Organism: Monopterus albus (swamp eel)
Lineage: Eukaryota; Metazoa; Chordata; Actinopteri; Synbranchiformes; Synbranchidae
Product: potassium/sodium hyperpolarization-activated cyclic nucleotide-gated channel 3-like
Exons: 8
Coding region: 544-4113 (1189 amino acids)
Biological process (GO): sodium ion transmembrane transport; potassium ion transmembrane transport; regulation of membrane depolarization
Cellular component (GO): membrane; dendrite; HCN channel complex
Molecular function (GO): voltage-gated potassium channel activity
Source: RefSeq, a predicted model, not a curated record
CGAUAGAUCACGUCUAUCAAUAUUCACGUUAUUAGAAAGCGGGAGGCCGAUGUCUCCGUGAUUUCAGCGCUGUUUGGAUGCCGGUGACAGCUGCGUGCAUGUCAUCACCUUGCACUGACAGAGAGCUCCGAUGUAGUGGGGAGGUGGAGAUCAUGCUUUGUCACUGAGGAGCUCAGCAGCAGCAGCAGCAGCAGCAGCAGUCUUCCUCUCCGGCACGUCCGACGCUCAGCAUGCUGCAUCCUGAUGCUCUCUCGUCUGUACGCUAUGGGUUUACCUGGAUUUACAUGCAUUUCCCGUUUAUGGCUUUUACAUGACCGUCGGAUUGAUGCGGCCACAUAUAUUUGUGCGGCCAAAUAUUGUUAAUCUCAAUGUUUGAACCGGGGGAAGAGAGGCACGUUCCAAGUGUCAAAUAAGAUAGGACCCGUCCUGCGGAUGCACCGUCACUGUUUUGCCUCCACUGGCUCUCCAAGUGUAUGAGAUUCAUGAUUCAUCCCCGUGUUGCCACGGGUUAUCCUUAGAGCUCAUUUCUUAUCUUUCAUCAAAAUGGAAAGGUUCCAGUCUUCCAUGCGCAAACGGCUGUACAGCUUGCCGCAAAACAUUGGGCAGAAACCCUUUGUGAUUGACGAAGGAGACAACGGCGACAAGGACACUAAGAGGAAAAGUAUUCGGCUAAAACAUUUGUCCUCCCAGUCUCCCGCAAGCAGUUGCAAGAGCAUUGAUGAGGCCAGGAGCGAAGACUUGGAAAGGCACGUUACUGUGAAGACCAACUUGAAUGGGGACUGUCGCUUAUUUAGAAGCAGUAUCUCUUCCAUCACUGGGCGACAUCCUUGCGGGUCAGAACCAGCGGAGCAGCGGCGCCUCGCCCCCGAUGCUGAUACCGGUGCCAGCGAGAGUUUCCCCGGUGAGCACAGCCCCGGGGCCCAGCAGCGGGCAACGGGUGGUCUGAGUGGCGCAGUGGGGCAAGCAUCCGUGGUUGACCAGUCAAGUUUCAUCAAGUUGGAGGGUACCGAGCAAAUCAUAGUACCAGAAGAUGACCGGCUAUACCAAGCAGGAUUCAUGCACCGGCAGUUUGGGGCGAUGCUCCAACCGGGAGUCAACAAGUUUUCUCUGCGGAUGUUGGGGAGUGAGAGGGCCGUGGAGCACGAGAGGGAACGAGUAAAGUCUGCUGGCUUCUGGAUAAUCCACCCAUACAGUGAUUUUAGGUUCUACUGGGAUCUGACCAUGCUGCUGCUGAUGGUGGGAAAUCUCAUCAUCAUCCCUGUGGGCAUCACCUUCUUCAAGGACGAGCACACGCCACCCUGGAUUGUCUUUAAUGUGGUUUCGGACACCUUUUUCCUCAUGGACUUGGUCCUCAACUUCCGCACGGGCAUCGUCAAGGAGGACAACACAGAGAUUAUCCUAGACCCACAGCAGAUCAAGAUCAAGUACCUAAAGAGCUGGUUCAUCGUGGACUUCAUCUCCUCCAUACCUGUGGACUACAUCUUUCUUAUCGUAGAAACACGCAUCAACUCAGACUUUUACAAGACGGCCCGCGCUCUGAGGAUCGUCCGCUUCACCAAGAUCCUCAGUCUGCUGCGGCUGGUGCGCCCCCCCAGACUCAUCCCCUACAUCCACCACGUUUUCCAUAUGACCUAUGAUCUGGCCAGUGCCAUGGUGCGUAUCAUGAACCUGAUUGGUAUGAUGCUGCUGCUGUGCCACUGGGAUGGCUGUCUGCAGUUCCUGGUUCCCAUGCUGCAGGACUUCCCUGCUGACUGCUGGGUCACUAGAAACAAGAUGGUGAAUGACACAUGGGGUCAGCAAUACUCCUACGCACUAUUCAAAGCCAUGAGUCACAUGCUGUGCAUUGGGUACGGCCUGCACCCUCCUAUCGGCAUGGCUGACGUGUGGCUCACCAUCCUCAGUAUGAUUGUGGGCGCUACGUGCUUCGCCAUGUUUGUGGGGCAUGCGACUGCACUCAUUCAGUCUCUGGACUCCUCCAGGAGGCAGUACCAGGAAAAGUAUAAACAGGUGGAGCAGUACAUGUCCUUCCACAAGCUCCCUGCUGACAUGCGUCAGAGGAUCCACGAUUACUACGAACACCGUUAUCAGGGCAAGAUGUUUGAUGAAGAGAGCAUUUUGGAGGAGCUGAAUGAACCGCUGCGUGAGGAGAUCAUCAACUUUAACUGUCGAAAGCUGGUGGCCUCCAUGCCUCUGUUCGCCAACGCUGAUCCAAACUUUGUCACCUCUAUGUUGACCAAACUUCACUUCGAGGUGUUCCAGCCGGGCGACUACAUCAUCAGAGAGGGAACCGUUGGCAAGAAGAUGUACUUCAUCCAGCACGGUGUUGUCAGCGUCCUGACAAAGAGCAGCAGGAGCACCAAGCUUUCUGACGGCUCUUAUUUUGGAGAGAUCUGCCUGUUGACUCGAGGCAGGAGGACAGCCAGCGUGCGAGCAGAUAACUACUGUCGGCUCUACUCUCUGUCUGUAGACAACUUCAACGAGGUUCUGGAGGAGUAUCCCAUGAUGCGAAGAGCCUUUGAGACCGUGGCUCUCGACCGCCUGGACCGCAUCGGGAAGAGGAACUCUGUUCUUCAGCAUAAGGUCCAGCAUCACCAAAGUUCUGGCACACUAAACCUGCAGGAGAGUGAGAUCAUCCAAAGAAUAGUGCAACAUGACCGUGACAUGGCCCAGUGCACACAGCUGAUUCAGACCAGCACCGCAGAGAGCCUAAACCCUCCCCCAGCUCCCCCAUCACCCACCCCAGUCAUCUGGGCCCCACUGGUUCAGGCCCCACUCCAGGCUGCUGCAGCCACCACCCCACUGGCUUUGGCCUUGGCCCACCACACCCAGCUGCCUCCCAUCCUCUUCCACCGUCCUCUGGCAUCAGGCUCUGGCUCCCUGAAGGACCCCGCCAGCCAUCCAAAGAGAGCCGAUGCUGCAGCCAACACCAUCACUUGCUGUGGUUCAGGGCUCGGUUCUCCUGCCAGCUCCACCAAAUUCCACUCUGGGGUUGAGACUCCCACGCUGACGUACCUCAGGACACAGCAUCUCACCACUGGACCUGUGUCACCCACUCUGACUUCCCAGCCCGUUUUCACCAGCAGUCUGCAGCCACUGACCCCUCUGCCUGCUCACCAGCCCCUGCCCCAUCCUCCCCACUCCAGCAUGGCAUCUGCCUUACCCAUCAGCCAGGCCACCGUCUCCUACAGCUGCUCCCCUCAGCUUCGCUCCCAGCACUUCCAUGGUACUAUGACUACCCCACCCCACCUAGUAAGCUUACUCCAGCAGAGGGCACCAGGGAGGCUAGCAGGGAGAGUCCCAGCCCCCUCGGCCUCCACCAUAAGCCCUCUGAUCUGCAGUUCAGUCGGCCCCAUACUAAGCCAGCUGCAACAGACCUCUCAUGCCACCCUGCAGAAGAUGGGACCCACUCCUGACAGAGCCAGCAGGACAUCCAGCAGUCUGAACCUCCCACAGAUUCCCUUCAUCACCAGCACCCAGUCCUCCGGUGGAGGUGUUCAGCCAGUGUCUGCAGUCGGAGCCGGGGUCACUGCCUCUCUGGCUCAGCACAGUCUGGCUGGCCUCCAGUCUGUUUUCCUCCCCCAGGUUGUCCCCGAACACUCGGCCCUUGCCACCCUGGCUCAGUAUGGCUCCACUGAGGGCUCGCCCUGCUACACACCUCCAGUCCAGAGUCCCAGCAUACAAAGCCCUGUGAGAGGAGAGACAGUUUACCACAGUGACCUCUCCAGCACCAAGGACUCUCACAGCCUUCUAACCCCCGAGACCUCAUCCCCUGCCAGGAUGGCCUGUACCCUCAGAGAGAGGGCCGAGUCCUCGGUGGAUCUCUUUACCCAGGAAAUAAAGACUAUCUCAGGCUCUCACAGCUCAACACACCAGGAAAGGCCUUCGGCAAUGAGCGGGUCCUCGGAGGGGGUAGCAGGGGCAUCGAGCCCCUUCUACUCCCCUAUCAGAAAAGCCUACAGCCCGAUCCUGGAUCAAGCCACCCCCAUCAAUGGGACACAUUCAGGACCCGAACCUCAGAACCAGUCCACUAGUGCCCACUCCCCUCACACCAGAUCCCCUGCUAAGAUGUUAGAGACCGAACACAAAAAGUCCAAACUUCCAUCCAACUUGUGAGGUUCAGACACACCCUCCUGUAAUGCCUGAACAAAAUGGAGAUCGUCUCCUUCUUGGCAUUAUUGUAGGCACUGCUUUGUCAAAUUUGAAAGUAGGAGGGUGUGUUAUUCUAAUCAGAUUGGAAUUGAGUGGUUUAAUUUUUAAUGACUGGAUCAUGGAUAAUAAUGGACAAUGACUGAUAUUUUUCUACAGGAUAUUGCUUCUUUGAAUAUAUAAUUAAAUCCAAAACCUCUUCAUGGGUAUAUAUAGCACUUCAUAAAAAUAUGAACUGUUCCAUGUAUUAUAUUCUAACCAUACUGUGGGAUUUGUUAUUUGUAUUUGUUUAAACUCUCAUUGUCAGAGCCAUUUUGUGUAAACUUUUAGCAACACCUGUUUAGCUGGAAAUGUGUCCACUACUGUAUCCAGUUAUGAUUGAAACCAAAAAUGAUUGUUCUUUUUAUAUCCUUUCCCACUAUUGAGUGUGUUGUGUGAAUGCCGUUACCCCUUAAGAGAUUCAAGAAGAGACAGAGACUGCGCACUUUGCUUGUUUCAGAAAUCGCUUAACGUAAAGGUUUGACGACAGCGUGUCUUCCAAGAAAGCGCUUCAGCAAUAUUGCACACCCAAAUGGGUCACAGAAAUAACUGAUCAAUCAACAACACACAAAAGUAAUGAAUGUAUUGUAAUGUUUGUUUAUCUGGGUGUGAGAAGUGGGAUUCAUUUUGAAUAUGAUGAACAUGAUGGCUUUCUGCAGAAUAACCAGUUUCAAAGACGGUGCAUGCAUUUCUGAUGUGUCCCUCCACAGCUGCUCUGGCGUGUGGUGAGCCACACAACUGAUGCCAGCACAUUUCAGUCUGACAAUAACUUCAAUACAGAACAUACACCUGAGCCAAGGUUCGUGUGCCAUUAGCAUAGUAUGCAAUAAUCGUGUUGUUUUUUUAUGGGUAUACAAAGGUACUGUGAAUUGAAGCACUUGAUGAGAUUCUGUUUUUAGUUCAAACAGAUUUAAAACAAGGGAAUUAAGUAUAAAAAAAAAAGCAAUUGUUGAUAAUCAAACAUCCUGAAACCAGCGAUGCACUAAGAUUGAUCUGAAUGUUUCUUGCACCAGUCAAAGGGCUAAAAGCUGUUAUUUGGACACAUGGUUAAUAGGAAACCCUGAUGGGUCAUAUUGCUGCAUAUUUACCUCUGUCAUUGUCCAUUAUUUGAUUGUAAAGUUUUACAACUGCUGAACAGCUGCUGCUUUGUGAUGCUAUGCUGAAACAAUAAGAUGUAUCGCUUGACUGCUUUUUACAAACCAGACUCUGAAAUCCUUCUACUGGUUAAUAAGUUCAUGUGAUUUGAUGAUACUUCUCUCUCUGUCUGGAUGUGCAGCCGGCGAUGAACUGUGAGAAGCUAGCCGGCCAGCAGUCCAACCAUCAGAGGAUCCUGUCCAGUGGCUUUAGCUGCCUGGUUACUCAACCAGAGGUUUGCUGUGACUCUUACCCCCAACCCUCCCAAGAGAAGACAGAUACUGUCAGUCACUACCAAUGGGCUCGAUCAAUCCCUAAUUACUAUUCUCCUCCAACCCUGCACCACCACAACAUCUGCCAAAGGCAUCAGCUCAGAUUGAGUGUAAGAUUAUUUUGAGUAGAUUCGAGUUAAAAAAAAAUGUGUGGGAGAGGAGGUGUCGGGCAUUCAUCUCUUCAUACAUUUAUUUUUCAUUUUGUUGCCUUUUAGUCACCAAAUCUGAUGAUUCUAUCACCUAUGUAUGUUAGGCAUAUUUUAUUUUAGCUACUUAACUCAAUGCAAUAAAAUAA